Suricata suricatta (meerkat) is the source of this 759-nucleotide messenger RNA. RefSeq names its product leukotriene C4 synthase (gene LTC4S). The record is from RefSeq and is a predicted model, not a curated record. Gene Ontology annotation, cellular component: membrane; endoplasmic reticulum; nuclear envelope. Gene Ontology annotation, biological process: leukotriene biosynthetic process. Lineage: Eukaryota; Metazoa; Chordata; Mammalia; Carnivora; Herpestidae. The transcript has 5 exons. Gene Ontology annotation, molecular function: glutathione transferase activity; leukotriene-C4 synthase activity; glutathione peroxidase activity. Bases 172 to 648 code for a protein of 158 amino acids.
AAUGCUUUGCCUUCAAAGGCAUUCUCUCUAUGCUGGGACAGCAUUGAGCUGCACAGGCCUGGAACCUGCUCCCUGACCCUCCAAAACUGCAUGGUGGUCUUUUAGACUGGGCCUACAGGACAUGUUCUGAGGCUAGAUAUCUCUACUUGGGAUGCCAUUACGCCACACUGUAUGCACCAGGACAAGGCACAGCCUGGGCAGGGAUCUUGGAGGGGCCACGGCAGACAGGCUGACUUGAUCUCCUGCUCUACUGCCUACUUCUCCCUGCAGGUGAUCUCUGCGCGCAGAGCCUUCCGCGUGUCGCCGCCGCUCACCACCGGACCGCCCGAGUUCGAGCGCGUCUACCGAGCCCAAGUGAACUGCAGCGAGUACUUCCCGCUGUUCCUCGCCACGCUCUGGGUCGCCGGCAUAUUCUUUCACGAAGGUGCGGCGGCCCUGUGCGGUCUGGUCUACCUUUUCGCGCGUUUCCGCUACUUUCAGGGCUACGCGCGCUCAGCGCAGCAAAGGCUGGCUCCUCUGUACGCGAGCGCGCGCGCGCUCUGGCUGCUCGUGGCGCUGGCGGCGCUCGGCCUGCUAGUCCACUUUCUCCCGGCCGGGCUGCGCGCCUCGCUUCUCGGACCGUUCCGGACGCUGCUGCCCAGGGCUUGAGAUGGAGGACGCCAGGUCGACGGAGCGGGAGAAGAGCCGGAGCUUCCGGGGAGGACAAGGGAGGGGGUGCUUGCUUUAGCCCAGUCUCCAAUUAAAGUGCCGGUGACCAGA